UCCUCGUUAAUUGGGUAAUCGGGUCGCAGUAAUACAAGACACCUUAGAAAAUCCAAAACAAACAUAAGAAAAAGAAACCUCUCUCCAAACCUUAUCGCAGCGAAAAUGGCACUGAUGCUCUCCUGCCAGACCGGACCUCUUUUCCUCUCUAACUCUAAACUCUCCGGACGUCUUCCUCUCAAAACCGCCGCCGCUCUCUCUUCUCCCAUCCAAGAACCUGUAAAGCCUUUCUCUUUUUCCUCUAACGCUCACAAAACACUUCUAGCCUCCAUAUUCAUCGCCAAACAACCAAGGUUUAGGGUUUCGGCUUCGGUACCCUCGCAGCACUCACAAAUCCCCACUCUUUCCCCUCCUACUGAUUCACAAGACCUAAUCACUGGGUCAACACGGACUUUGACAACCAUCGUGAUCCUAGCGUUCUCCCUGUCGCGGCUAUUUAUAAAUUCAAUUCAGAAAUUGGCUGUGUCAGUUGGAGGAAUUUCGAUUUUGCCUAAUCUCAAUGAAUUGGCGGCAAUUCAGGCUCUACAAAGCAACCUGGUUCACUCGGUGGGCCCGUUAUUCUUCGCAGCCCUCAAGGACCGUCCCAGCGGAUAUUUGAACACUCCUUUGACGGUUGUGGCGGCUGGUUUGGCCAAAUGGCUUGAUAUAUACAGUGGGGUUUUGAUGGUUAGGGUUUUGCUCAGUUGGUUUCCUAACAUUCCCUGGGACCGCCAGCCAUUAUCGGCUAUAAGGGACCUCUGUGAUCCGUAUUUGAACUUGUUUAGGAACAUAAUUCCUCCCAUUUUCGAUACUCUUGAUGUGAGCCCGCUUCUGGCCUUUGCAGUAUUGGGUAUGCUCGGCUCCAUUCUCCAUAGCAGCGGUGGAGUGUAUUGAAGAGGAAAGGUGGGUGAUCAGGAGGCCUUUUAUUCAGUAAGAAGUAAUUUUUGAAUUUUGUGUUAAAUCUUUUCUGAUACUUCUGGCUUAGCGGUUUUAAUGAUUGUAAUACUGUAAUAGAUCAGUUUGGUUGAGAUAUAUAAAUUUUGGAAACCUUACUUGUCAUGUUAUUGCUCUCUGACAAUUUUAUAAGUUGUUUGCUGCAUUUUUCA
This is a messenger RNA of Hevea brasiliensis (rubber tree), 1085 nucleotides long. RefSeq names its product ylmG homolog protein 1-2, chloroplastic. The transcript has a single exon. Gene Ontology annotation, biological process: chloroplast fission. The coding region runs from base 106 to 873 and encodes 255 amino acids. Lineage: Eukaryota; Viridiplantae; Streptophyta; Magnoliopsida; Malpighiales; Euphorbiaceae. Gene Ontology annotation, cellular component: membrane. The record is from RefSeq and is a predicted model, not a curated record.